CUCUGCCGAAGUACAAGAGCCAAGAUGAGUCUUUCAGCCAAAGAGAAAACUCUUGUCAAAACUUUCUUCAACAAAGUGUCCGGAAGAGUAGAUGAUAUUGGGAAUGAGGCUCUGUCUAGAAUGCUGACUGUCUACCCUCAGACCAAGACCUAUUUUGCCCACUGGCAGGACCUGAGCCCCGGCUCUGCCCCUGUUAGGAAGCAUGGGAAAACCAUCAUGGCAGGUGUCAUGGAGGCGGUGGAGAAAAUCGAUAACCUCUGUGACGGUCUUAGGAACCUGAGUGAUCUGCAUGCGUUUGUGCUGCGAGUGGAUCCUUCCAACUUCAAAAUUCUGUGUCACUGCCUUCUCGUGGUGCUGGCCUUGACGUCACCUGAGGACUUCACCCCUGAGACACACGUCGCUAUCGACAAGUUCCUCGCCAGCGUGUCUCUGGCCCUGUCUGAGAAGUACCGUUAAACUGUGAUCGGAUUGC
Messenger RNA from Brienomyrus brachyistius, 472 nucleotides. RefSeq names its product hemoglobin embryonic subunit alpha-like. NCBI's taxonomy places the organism in Eukaryota, Metazoa, Chordata, Actinopteri, Osteoglossiformes, Mormyridae. Bases 25 to 456 code for a protein of 143 amino acids. The record is from RefSeq and is a predicted model, not a curated record. Gene Ontology annotation, biological process: oxygen transport; hydrogen peroxide catabolic process. Gene Ontology annotation, cellular component: blood microparticle; hemoglobin complex; haptoglobin-hemoglobin complex. Gene Ontology annotation, molecular function: oxygen carrier activity; haptoglobin binding; heme binding. The transcript has 3 exons.